GAAAAUAUAAAAGUAAUAAGCCAUAAGAAACUCAACAACCCCAUAACCAAUUCAGGCAAUCCAUCUCUCUUCUCUGAAUUCAAACAAAGCUUCCAUCUCAUUUGGAUCUUGUUCCUGUUCCUGUUCCUGUACCUCCAUCAAUGGCAUCAACCCACUUACAAUCAUAACAUCAUUCUUCUUUUCCCUCCUAGUUUGAUUCCCCCAUUAACACAAAAAACCAUGGAUUCUUCAGCCUAUGCCUCGUUUACGAGAGGAUCAUUCUCAUCAAGCAUUGGAGACUCUUCAGAACUGGAAGCAAAUCUCCCACUCAAAGACAGAUUAAAGGGCUUCAAAUCCUCUAAGUAUGACAUUAAUUCCUAUGUCACCACCAAAUGUCAAACCAUGACCGAGAAGGAAAUCAAGCAUUUAUGUGCUUACCUUAUUGAGCUCAAGAAGGCCUCCGCAGAAGAAAUGCGAAAAAGUGUUUAUGCCAAUUAUGGAGCUUUCAUUCGUACAUCUCGAGAGAUUUCGGAUCUUGAAGGCGAACUUCUUUUACUAAGAAAUCAUUUAUCCACUCAAGCAGCUCUCAUUCAUGGUUUAGCAGAAGGAGCCAGCAUUGAAUCUCUUUCGGGAGAUAUUGAAGAUUCAACUCUAGACCAUUCUUCCAAUGAGACCAAAGAACUCCCCAAUACAGAUGAAUGGUUGGUGGAGUUUUUGGACAACCUUGAAGUUCUCUUGGUUGAGAAACGAAUGGAUGAAGCGCUCGCUGCUUUAGACGAGGGCGAACAGAUCGCGGAAGACUCGAAUCGUCGGAGGGCGUUAAGCGCGCCUGCACUCUCCACAUUACAGGCUGCCAUUCGAAACCAAAGACAAAAACUCGCAUGUCUUCUCGAGCAAACAAUAUCUCAACCUUCCACACGCGGCGUGGAGCUUCGGUCUGCUGCUCAAGCUCUGAAAAAGCUUGGAGACGGAUCCCGUGCACAUAUGUUGCUGCUGAAUUCCCACCAGCAGAAGGUGCAGCGAAGCCUGCAGAGUUUUCGGUCGUCGAGUAACCCAGGAGGUGGGAUAUACACAGCGGCGAUAUCGCAGUUUGUGUUCUCGACGAUUGCUCAAGCAGUGAGUGAUUCAUUGGCUGUGUUCGGGGAAGAACCAGCGUAUGCGUCGGAGUUGGUGACCUGGUCUGUGAGACAAACAAAUGGCUUUGCUGUGUUUUUGAAAAGGUAUGUGAUAGGUUCAUCUGCUGCUGUGGGGAGUUUGAGGAUUGCAGCUGAGUGUGUACAGAUAUGUAUGGGGCAUUGUUCUCUUUUAGAAGCUCGUGGGUUGGCACUUACGCCAGUGUUAUUCAGACAUUUUAGGCCUUUUAUUGAGAAUGCUAUAACAGCUAAUUUAAGGAGAAUCGAACAGAGCAGUGCUGCCUUAGCUGCAGCAGAUGAUUGGUUGCUUGCUUAUUCCCCUGUUGCUUCUCGACUUUUUCCAAGGUCAUCUUCGACUUCUUCGCUUCCUACUAUUGUCUCGCAGCCAAAGCUUUCAAGAAGUGCACAUAGAUUCAACACAAUGGUUCAGGAAUUUGUAGAGGAUAUGGGAUCACUUGAAAGCCUCCAAUUAGAUGCACUCACCUUGGAAGGAGUUCUUCAAGUAUUCAACUCAUACAUCAAUUUACUCAUAACAGCUCUCCCAAGUUCAGUAGAAAACGAGAUGAAUCUGGAAGGAUCAGCGACGAAGAUCGUACGUUUGGCCGAGACCGAAGCGCAACAAAUAGCGCUACUGGCAAAUGCCUCAUUGCUGGCCGAUGAGUUGAUUCCUCGAGCAGCGAUGAAGCUUUUUCCACAGAACAGAACCGAAACGCCAAGAAAAGCGGCGGAGAGGCAGAGCCGACUGCCGGAGCAGAGAGAGUGGAAGAGGAGAUUGCAGCGAUCAGUGGAUCGGCUGAGAGACAGCUUCUGCCGGCAGCAUGCUCUGGAAUUGAUAUUCACUGAAGAAGGCGAUACGCGGCUGAAUGCACAAAUGUACUUGUCCUUGGAUGGGAAUGGAAAUCCGGAAGAGCCGGAGUGGUUUCCAUCACAGAUAUUUCAGGUGCUUUUCGCGAAAUUGACACGGAUUGCAAGUAUGGCAACGGAGAUGUUCGUGGGACGGGAGAGAUUUGCAACUGUUCUUCUGAUGAGACUCACUGAAACAGUGAUAUUGUGGCUUUCUGAAGAUCAAGCCUUCUGGGAAGAGAUUGAAGAAGGACCUCGCCCUUUGGGCCCCUUCGGCCUUCAGCAAUUCUACUUAGAUAUGGAGUUCGUGAUACUUUUCUCAUCACAAGGCCGAUAUCUAUCUCGGAAUUUGCAUCAAGUCAUCAAGAACAUCAUAGCAAGAGCCAUCGACUCCUUGGCUUCUACGGGUACAGAUCCUUACAGUGCUUUGCCGGAGGACGAUUGGUUCGCUGAAGUAGCUCAAAUUGCGAUAAAAAUGCUGACCGGAAAAGCCAACUUCAGUAAUGUGGAUCGGGAAGCCACCAGCCCCACGGCUUCGGUUUCUGCAAAAUCCAUAUCUUCUGUUCAUUCUCAUGGAAGUAACUAGCUAGGAGCAAGGGUUUCUACUUCAUUAUUGUUUUAGUUCGUGCUAACCCUUUUUAUUAUAUUCACAUAUUAUCAAGUUUUGUUUACUAUAAUAUACACAGAAAAAGAUGGAUAUUAUUGAAGAGGAUUGUCAUGUGGAUGGAAUAUACACGUAAGUUGGUAUUUAGGUCCAUGUUUACCUAUCUAUAAUGAAAAUUGGUACAAUCAAAUUAGAC
Messenger RNA from Benincasa hispida (wax gourd), 2755 nucleotides. RefSeq names its product Vps51/Vps67 family (components of vesicular transport) protein. NCBI's taxonomy places the organism in Eukaryota, Viridiplantae, Streptophyta, Magnoliopsida, Cucurbitales, Cucurbitaceae. Gene Ontology annotation, cellular component: exocyst. Gene Ontology annotation, biological process: intracellular protein localization; Golgi to plasma membrane transport; exocytosis. The record is from RefSeq and is a predicted model, not a curated record.